AUGACAAAGUCCCAAUACAAAGGAAAUUGUUAUGAGUUGGGACAACCGUUUGGACCUUGUGCACAAACUGAUAUGGAUCCACACAUUUUUGAUGUUAAUGCAACGACAUUAAACGUAGAAUGUUUGUCUGGAGCGGAUACAUUGUAUUUAUUUGAUGUUGAAAAAGUAUGUAGGCCAGGAAGUAAAAAAGACGCAGAUGGAAAAUUGAAACAGUACAAAAACAGAAAAAGAGAGGUUAGUCGCGUGGAAAAAGUGAGGUUAAAAAGAAAUAGAAAACAAACAAGUGAAGAUGGAAUUCUUAAAACAGCCCAAAAGCAUGCUGUACCAAAGGCAAAAACCAGUCUGGCGAGACAGAAAUUUAACAGCAGAAUACAAGGGGUGGAUGAAGAUUUUGACUCGUAUUUGAAAGAACUGAGACAAUUAGCUCAACCUUGUGAAUAUGGUGAGCUUAAAGAAAGUAUUAUUGAAGAUGUUAUUAUUAGUGGUAUUAGAGAAGAAAAAGUGAAAAACAAAUUACUAACCUAUGACAGAAACCUUACGUUGGACAUGGAAAUAAAGAUAUGUAAAGCUUCCGAAGCAGCAAACAAAAACAUUAUGCCCUUGCAGCAGGAAAGAAGACAAAAAAAUAUGGUAAUGGAAAUCAACAACGAGGCAGUUUUGAACACAGAAAUCAACGAGGCAGUUUUAAGCACAGAAAUCAACAUAGCAAUUAUGGUAAUGAAAAUCAACAACGAGGCAGAUACAAUCACAGAAAUCAGCAGGGAGGCAGUAACUUUUACCAAGGCACAAAUAAGAUAA
Messenger RNA from Brassicogethes aeneus, 798 nucleotides. NCBI's taxonomy places the organism in Eukaryota, Metazoa, Arthropoda, Insecta, Coleoptera, Nitidulidae. The record is from the annotation of a GenBank genome assembly.